AGACGUGUCAGAAUGGUCCCAGCAGGUCAGAUGUGUUAGUAUGGUCCCAGCAGGUCAGAUGUGUUAGUAUCAUCCCAGCAGGUCAGAUGUGUUAGUAUGGUCCCAGCAGGCCAGAUGUGUCAGUAUCGUCCCAGCAGGCCAGAUGUGUCAGUAUCGUCCCAGCAGGCCAGAUGUGUCAGUAUCGUCCCAGCAGGUCAGAUGUGUCAGUAUCGUCCCAGCAGGUCAGAUGUGUCAGUAUGGUCCCAGCAGGUCAGAUGUGUCAGUAUGGUCCCAGCAGGUCAGAUGUGUUAGUAUGGUCCCAGCAGGUCAGAUGUGUCAGUAUGGUACCAGCAGGUCAGAUGUGUCAGUAUCGUCCCAGCAGGUCAGAUGUGUCAGUAUCGUCCCAGCAGGUCAGAUGUGUCAGUAUGGUACCAGCAGGUCAGAUGUGUCAGUAUCGUCCCAGCAGGUCAGAUGUGUCAGUAUCGUCCCAGCAGGUCAGAUGUGUCAGUAUGGUCCCAGCAGGCCAGAUAGACGUGUCAGUAUCGUCCCACCAGGCCAGAUAGAUGUGUUUCUGUAUCGUCCCAGCAGGCCAGAUAGAUGUGUCAGUAUCGUCCCAGCAGGUCAGAUGUGUUAGUAUCGUCCCAGCAGGCCAGAUGUGUCAGUAUCGUCCCAGCAGGCCAGAUGUGUCAGUAUCGUCCCAGCAGGCCAGAUGUGUUAGUAGCAGGUCAGAUGUGUCAGUAUCGUCCCAGCAGGCCAGAUGUGUCAGUAUCGUCCCAGCAGGCCAGAUGUGUCAGUAUCGUCCCAGCAGGUCAGAUGUGUCAGUAUCGUCCCAGCAGGUCAGAUGUGUCAGUAUGGUCCCAGCAGGUCAGAUGUGUCAAUAUCGUCCCAGCAGGCCAGAUGUGUCAGUAUCGUCCCAGCAGGUCAGAUGUGUCAGUAUGGUCCCAGCAGGCCAGAUAGACGUGUCAGUAUCGUCCCAGCAGGACAGAUAGAUGUGUUAGUAUCAGGUCAGAUGUGUUAGUAUGGUCCCAGCAGGUCAGAUGUGUUAGUAUGGUCCCAGCAGGUCAGAUGUGUCAGUAUCGUCCCAGCAGGUCAGAUGUGUCAGUAUCGUCCCAGCAGGUCAGAUGUGUCAGUAUGGUCCCAGCAGGUCAGAUGUGUCAGUAUCGUCCCAGCAGGUCAGAUGUGUCAGUAUCGUCCCAGCAGGUCAGAUGUGUCAGUAGCAGGUCAGAUGUGUCAGUAUGGUCCCAGCAGGUCAGAUGUGUCAGUAGCAGGUCAGAUGUGUCAGUAUGGUCCCAGCAGGUCAGAUGUGUCAGUAGCAGGUCAGAUGUGUCAGUAUCGUCCCAGCAGGUCAGAUGUGUCAGUAUCGUCCCAGCAGGUCAGAUGUGUCAGUAUCGUCCCAGCAGGCCAGAUGUGUCAGUAUCGUCCCAGCAGGUCAGAUGUGUCAGUAUCGUCCCAGCAGGUCAGAUGUGUCAGUAUCGUCCCAGCAGGUCAGAUGUGUCAGUAGCAGGUCAGAUGUGUCAGUAUCGUCCCAGCAGGUCAGAUGUGUCAGUAUCGUCCCAGCAGGUCAGAUGUGUCAGUAUCGUCCCAGCAGGUCAGAUGUGUCAGUAUCGUCCCAGCAGGUCAGAUGUGUCAGUAUCGUCCCAGCAGGUCAGAUGUGUUAGUAUCGUCCCAGCAGGCCAGAUGUGUCAGUAUCGUCCCAGCAGGCCAGAUGUGUCAGUAUCGUCCCAGCAGGCCAGAUGUGUUAGUAGCAGGUCAGAUGUGUCAGUAUCGUCCCAGCAGGCCAGAUGUGUCAGUAUCGUCCCAGCAGGUCAGAUGUGUUAGUAGCAGGUCAGAUGUGUCAGU
Oncorhynchus keta (chum salmon) is the source of this 1818-nucleotide messenger RNA. RefSeq lists its product as uncharacterized. The transcript has 2 exons. The record is from RefSeq and is a predicted model, not a curated record. The coding region runs from base 1027 to 1797 and encodes 256 amino acids. NCBI's taxonomy places the organism in Eukaryota, Metazoa, Chordata, Actinopteri, Salmoniformes, Salmonidae.